Molecule: messenger RNA, 3617 nt
Organism: Blastomyces gilchristii SLH14081
Lineage: Eukaryota; Fungi; Ascomycota; Eurotiomycetes; Onygenales; Ajellomycetaceae
Product: Spc97/Spc98 family protein
Exons: 2
Coding region: 531-2939 (802 amino acids)
Biological process (GO): microtubule nucleation; meiotic cell cycle; mitotic cell cycle
Cellular component (GO): spindle pole; equatorial microtubule organizing center; gamma-tubulin complex
Molecular function (GO): microtubule minus-end binding; gamma-tubulin binding
Source: RefSeq, a predicted model, not a curated record
ACCAGGUCUCCUCCCCCUCCCAGUUCUCCCCCCCACCACCAAGGCUUGAACCCCGUCGUCGUGCGAUAAAACUAGCGCAGGAAGAUAAGGGCGCUUCCGGGGGCUGACGCAGUACUGUACUGUACUGAUCCUGGUUGCUGGCUUGACUACUUCCGUCUGCAAGCCCUUUUUCAGCUGCGGUUGGUCUGCGGUUGGUCUGCGGCGGCGGUUGGUUGCUUCGGGUCGUCGUCGGCGCUCGAAUGGUAAGGCUGAAAUCUUAGUGAGUUGGGGCAAAGUGGAGGGUUGCUGACUCAUCCGUGGUUCGUCCUUGGGCUGCCAAUUCUCCGUUUGUGGAAACAGUGGAUAGAGGAAUCUCUGUGAACGCGCAAUUCAACCGCCCAAACAUGAAAGACAUUUUAUUCCCCGAAGAAUGAAUGGAGUUGGCUCCAGGCGAUGUGUCGGUUCGAAUUACUGGGCUGCAUUCUGUUGUUACGUCGUCGAGUUGGCAAGAGUGAGGAGGAUCGCGCCGCUAGCAAUUCACAACCGCCAGCAUGCUCCAUGAGAUACUCCUCGCCUUGUCCGGUCAUAACUCUCCCCUGUUUGACCAAGAGGAAGGUGGCUCUGCCAAAGACGGUGUCCCGUUUCUCUCGCCCGCCGAGCACGCCCUCCUCCAACCAAUAGCGGAGCUGUGUCGACUUCAUACACUACUCCGCAAACAUACAGCGCGAAUUUCCUCGUCACAUCCCUCCACAAUAUGUCGGGCGGUAUCAACCAAUAUCUCCACAGUGCAAUUGGGCAACUUCCAGAAACAAAUACUGGAGGUUGAGACAGCAGUGCUUGCUAAUGAUGCUCGAUAUGUUGGUGGCCAUGGGAUCGUACCAUUAUCAACAAUUCGCUCAGAAUUCUUGCCUUGGGUGGGGAGGUUACAAUGGCUGUGGCAGAUCGCACGGUUUAUGUCGCCGAUUGUGGGUGAGGAGCAAGGAAUGUGUACUGGAGCCAGCCUAAUUGAUCACCUUCGAAAGGAGUCGCAUACAGGAUAUUUGGAUCUUGAAGAGAUGGCCCUUCAGCUGAUAAAUGCCGGAGAAACCGCGUUCAUGCGUCAGCUCUCGAUGUUUGUGCUGUACGGCCAAUUGCCAUCAUUCGGACGUGGAGAUUUCUUUAUCCAGGAAGGCCAGUCGACGGGGUACGAGAAACAAAAAAAUACCGACUUCACAAUCCGAGCAGAUCUAAUGCCAAACUUUGUGUCUUCGUCCACUGCCAAUUCAAUCUUAUUCAUCGGUAAAUCCUUGAAUCACAUCCGAGCGCAGGGCAAAUUUUCCGCUGGAGAUGAGUCAAUGGCCUCGCUGUCCAAGCUCACGUUACAUGGAGAUUAUCUCGAUCAUCUCUCAGCUCUUUCUUCCCCGAUAUCGCCCGCUGGCCUUAGUGGUGCAAUAUCCAAGAUAAGGAUUUCAUUGUCACAAACUGCCUUGUCACAACUUCUCCCAUUACCUAAAAUCGUGGAAAUCCUUUCCUUGUUGCAUGAUUUCCUCUUGUUAGGACGUGGCGAAUUCGCUAUGGGGCUAGUUACAUUCGCGAAUAAUCUUUCAAAAGGGAGACAUCGAAGGCCUGACCUAUUGAGAUUGGGGAAGGGUAGUACCGAUCUAUUAGAGAAUCUCGCAGUUAAGGAGGGGGAAGUGGCCGCAGUUUUAUCUCAAACUUGGUCCGAACUGUAUUCAAUACAGAAUGCGGAAGACCCCGUAGACGACGAACUCGACCUCGCCAGAGAACUUCUACACCUUUCCAUCAAAGACAAGACUGAUAACAGACGGGUUUCCACGAAAGAAGCGGCAGUUAGUAGCCCACUAAUAGACGUUUCUGACGUCCCUUUCAACGAUUUACUAUUUGGCACGCCCACAACGUUGUCUUUAGAUGUUCUACCACCGCUAGAUCUCUUUCUCUCUCAGGCCGAUAUGGGGCUAUACUCGAAAGUCCACUCUUAUCUACUUGCUAUUCGUCGAGGCCAAAUUCACCUAAGUAAUCUGUGGAAAUUGACAUCCCUUCGAAGAACUCACCCGGCGCCUCCUCUAGCAAACAAGCGUGGAGGCCAGGUAAGAUGCCAGUCAAACCGGGAACGGGCUCUUGCUCGAGCUGCUGCUAUCAGACCGAUCUGGAUCACGGCAAGUAGAGCUCUUUUUAUAUUGUCAGAGCUGACAAGCUAUAUGCACGGCGAGGUUAUAUCGAACUCGUGGCAACACUUGAAGCAAUGGCUAGAUGAAGUCCGACCAGUAUCAAUGAGUGGCUCGCGGCCGGCAACGGCAGUCUCCUCAGUCUCCCGGCGCGAAAGUUCGGCUGCGCGCUUUCGCUUAAGCAGCCUGGGCCAGGGCGAUCCCCAAGCGCGGAAAGAAAAUAAACCAUCCCAACAUGACCCGGAAGCUAUCACAGCGGCCCACCGCGCUCACCUGGUAUCCAUCAUCCAAUCCCUGCUCCUAACAGACAUACCCUUCACCCGAGCACUCCGCACACUCCUAAAUGCCAUCGACCACCUCAUCGCCAUGGUAAUCCGUCUCGAAACCGUACAGCAGAACCUGGACUUGGAAACUGAUGAGGGCGUCGUGGAUUCCCUAGCCGAUUACGCGGCGGAAGACAAGAGGAUAAUGCAUGACCUUCACAUAGCAAGGGUCGAAGUUGACAAUGGCGCUGCAGAUCUCAUUUCUCGAUUACGUGAUAUUGACGAUAAUCGACUCGGAGAUGGUAAGCGGCCUUUUGACCUGGGGCAGAACAAUGUUGGUGGUAAUGUGAUGAAUGUGAAUGGGGAUGGGAAUAUGGGUAUGUUUGGCGAUGGUGCGGGUGUGAGUGCGAGUGCGGCAUAUGUACCGUGGAAACCAGCUGGGGUGGAUCAGUUGUUGAUGAAGUUGGACUUUUUCAGUUCAAGUCAGAAAGACGAUGUGGGCGGAUUUGAAUUUGGGGCUACGUUCACUUGAGAACUCGUUCAGUGUUUACCGUUAGGCUGGGGCACAGAGUGAGAGGGCGCUUGAUAAUCGAAUUUGUAUGAUUAUACCCCCCCCCCCCCGGCCUCCUCCCUCGGAGGGCUUCUUCCUCUUCCCCUUCCUCAUCAUUUUCUUUCUUAUGUCUUUCAUGAUCAUGAGUUUACGGAUGUACCGAGGCGGCGUUUGCAUUUUCAGGGUUAGGUUCGGGGUUCGGAAUUAUCACACUAAACAAUUGGUAGAAAAUUAUCAACGCGAUUUUUUUUAUUUUUUUCCGUUCAGAAUCACGGAUAGGGUAUAGUGGGACACUGAGUUAUUUAUUCUCCUAUUUCAGUCAGAGACUAUGCAGGAGACCCCCCUCAUCAUCUCAGUCUGAGGGCAGAAUUUAUUUCCAAUCACUCAUCUGACUACUCUCACUGAGGUGUAUACAGUCUCAAGCAGCCUUUACUAAUUAUAUGAUUUUAUGUGUAUAUCAUUGAUCAGAGAAAAUUCUUCACUACUCUCAAUUUAAAAUCUAGUAUAAUUCUGAAUCUUUGAUAUCUCUAAACUAGACGGUUCAGAGAAAAUCACUAAAAUCAUAUUAAAUCUGACUGAAUGCAAAGACAAUCUUCAUACACUAAGAUUUAAUGUCAUUCUGUCCAUUGAUUAUAUAUAUAUAGUGAAAAUCAUUUCCUC